Messenger RNA from Sungouiella intermedia, 1707 nucleotides. The record is from the annotation of a GenBank genome assembly. Lineage: Eukaryota; Fungi; Ascomycota; Pichiomycetes; Serinales; Metschnikowiaceae.
AUGUCUUCCGAUUACCUGCUUCGACAUGAGCAGUUUGACGAGCCCCAAUAUAUUUCCAACUUUCACACGGGUUACCCAAUGGACUCACAAGCCAGCGGAGUAAUCUCAGAGACAAGAUAUUCUGAGGAACUUGGACAAAAUGAGAACUUUGAUCUUCAGAAUGUACCCAAGGAAUCUCAUGGAAUCUCUCAGAACCUUCACCUUAAUCUGGGUUUAGGUCUGGUGAUGAGGCCUCAGCACCAUCUGAAUCUUAAUCCGAAUCUUGGUGCGAUGGAAACGAACAAUAUUGAUCAAAACCAACUUAGUCUGAACCAUAUCAAUCAGAACCAUCUCAAUCAGAACCAUCUCAACCUGAAUCACCUCAAUGAAAGUCAUCUUAAUCAAGGUCAUCUCAAUCAGUUGAAUCGAUCCCAAAUGGAUCUGGAACCUCGCCAUUUGCAUCUGAAUGGAGAAAACAAUUCAUCAAAUCAUGUCAUGGACAACCUCCAUGCGCAACCCAAUACGGCAGGAUAUCGCCAGUACCUAUCUACCCCCCACCUGGUGCAUCCAAGACCGGGAGGUGAAAUGCCUCCGAUGUCCACUCUGACUCUGACCUCACUGGCUGGUAGAGUCUCCUCGGCUCCUCCCAUGUCAUCAAAUAUUGGUGCACAUUUGGCUGCGAAUUUGACUUCGCAUAUCGAGGCACCCGUAGUAUCAGCAGUAGCAACCAAUUACAUCCAGCCACUUGCUGACGAGUCGCUAAUGGCAAACCUCGUGCCUAUAGCGCCGAGUCUAUCACAGUUGAGUAGUAACCUUCCUCGAGAUAUAAACAAUUUCGGAGAGACUGGCUCAGCACCUCCAGAAUACAAGCAUGAUGAACUGUCAAGAAAAGUGGCUCCUCGCUCCAAAGAUUUGUACCGUGUGGGGCCGCCAUUCGGAGUUACCAACUUCCAUCGCCCCGUGUAUUGCAUGGCAACAAACGAGCAACUUUUGCCUCAGAUGGAGUGUCGACUUGAUCGUGGGUUUGAGCUUGGAGAAGCUGGCAACUGGAUUGGAUAUAAGCGAAAUUACUUCACCAUGGUGCUGGCGUUCACAUUCCAGAACUGGACUUUAGAUAAGUUCGUGGAGAACAGGUUCCAGGUGAUGGAUAAGAACGAUCCGAAGAACCGUCUAGAUGUGUCUUAUUUUGUUCUCAGUGUACUGGCUAGAUGCUCAGACCCAGAGGUUCAAAUUGGCUUGGUUCAGCAUACCCCGAAAAGAGACAAGGGUCCUCAGUAUACGCCUCCGGUGUAUCCUGCUGUGCCAGGAAUCUUGCCUGACCAUGAGACGGUGACAGCAUCCAGCAAUAAACGUAACACCAAGAAGAUCCGCACGUUGGGUCGGAUUUUCAGCUUUGAUCGAUCAGCGUACUAUAGAGACAACGAUAUGGAUCCGGAGAAGGACCAGUCGAUUCUCAGUGGGUAUCCUAACGACAUGAUUUCACGAGUGGCACGGUUUGAACGAAUCCAAUUUUCUGCGUCCAUUAGAGUGAAACAGAAAUCAAAUAAUGUGCAUAAGUUCUUCACGUUGCACGUGGAGCUUUCAGCUGUGGUGAAUGAUAAGGACAGGAAGCUUCUUGUACCUGUUGCAUCAUGUUGUAGUGCUCCUUUGCUUGUUCGGGGCCGGUCUCCGUCGAACUAUCCUCGAGAGAAGACAUCUGGAUUCCGUCAGAGGAAUGAGUCUGGGUAG